This is a messenger RNA of Schistocerca nitens (vagrant locust), 636 nucleotides long. Its product is annotated as serine protease inhibitor I/II-like. Gene Ontology annotation, molecular function: peptidase inhibitor activity. Lineage: Eukaryota; Metazoa; Arthropoda; Insecta; Orthoptera; Acrididae. The record is from RefSeq and is a predicted model, not a curated record. The transcript has 4 exons. Bases 61 to 354 code for a protein of 97 amino acids.
GCUGAGUGCGGUUCGUUAAGGUGUUGUUAGUGUUCCGUAGCCGCCACCGGCCGCAACGCCAUGAAGAUUUCUGCAGGUGUGGCCGUCGCCGUUUUCGCCGUCCUGGCGCUCUCGUCGCACGUGGAAGCCCAGAGAGGGUGCUUUCCUGGGCAGCAGAGGAUGCAGGCGUGCAACACGUGCUUCUGCACCCCGACUGGAGUGUGGGCAUGCACGCGCAGAGGCUGCAUCGGGAAGAGAGAGGCGAGGUGUACUCCGGGCACGACGUUCAAGAACCAGUGCAACACCUGCCGCUGCAGCGCCGACGGGCAGCAGGCGUUCUGCUCCAGGAAGGCUUGCCCUCCAGGUAGCGCCUGAAGAGCUGAGACGGCUGAAACGUUCAUGCAUACAGAUAAUAUUUCAUCUGGAUUGUGUCUGCAGUGAUCUAGGCACCACAAUCUUCAAGAACAACCUGUUGUUCCAAAGAAGUUGGCAGUCGUGCUGCCAGAAGUUCACGCAGUCAUUCCCUGUUUCCGUCGCAGUUAUGGGAGAUCUGUACGGCGAUGUGUUUCUUUGUAGCACGCUGAAGUGUAUGCUCAGAACAUAACGUUUCCAGAGUCGCAAUAAAUAAAUAAAUAAAUAAAGUAUAGCCAAGCAUAA